AUGCAUAGUAGGCUUAAGCAUGUUCAUCAAAAUUUGAUGGAUAACAAUAAUUGGAGACCUAAUCAAGGUACUGAAGCCAAUAUGGAUACUAGUGAUUGGAGAGGUGGGCUACAGCAGGAGUCACGUCAAAGAAUUGUCAACAAAAUAAUGGACACAUUAAAAAGACAUCUUCCAGUUUCUGGUCAAGAUGGAUUGCUUGAACUUAAGAAGAUUGCUCAAAGGUUUGAAGAGAAGAUUUUUACUGCUGCAACAAGCCAGUCUGAUUAUCUACGGAAAAUAUCUUUGAAGAUGCUUACGAUGGAGACUAAAUCUCAGGGCACCAUGGCUACCCCUCAAAACCAAGGUGGCCCUAGUAGUAAACCUCCCGAUCCAGGUUAG
Sphenostylis stenocarpa is the source of this 378-nucleotide messenger RNA. The record is from the annotation of a GenBank genome assembly. NCBI's taxonomy places the organism in Eukaryota, Viridiplantae, Streptophyta, Magnoliopsida, Fabales, Fabaceae.